Molecule: messenger RNA, 2487 nt
Organism: Sporothrix brasiliensis 5110
Lineage: Eukaryota; Fungi; Ascomycota; Sordariomycetes; Ophiostomatales; Ophiostomataceae
Exons: 4
Coding region: 1-2487 (828 amino acids)
Source: RefSeq, a predicted model, not a curated record
AUGGCACGCUUUGCAUUUGCGCUGCCGCUUGCGGCACUGCUGUUUACGGCCUCGGUCUACUCCCAGCAAUGCGGCUGCAUGGGCCUCGACUACACCGACGGAGGCUCGUAUCUGAUUGACGGCAGCUCGCAGCUGAACUUUACCUUCCAUUCCUCGUUCGAGGGCUGCCAGGACGGCUUUGUCACGCCCAUCCUCAUCGAUCCCAAUGGCAACCAGUAUGCCUGCGAUGACAUUGAGUCGCAGCCCGACGACAGCCAGCAGGCGUCUCAGUGCAAUCUCACGUACGACCAGAUGGUGACAGGCCAGUACACCAUCAUCCUGCAGUCGACCGACAUUGAGUUUGCCUCGCAGCGGCAGUUCCAGAUCACGGUUGGCAACCAAGGCCUUGUCGUGGUGACUGUCACGCCCACAGAGACGGUUGGCGUCACUGUGACGCCUACAGCGAUCACCCAAAUCAACGAGGUCGUCGAGACACAGACCGUCAUCGGCUACCCCGAAACCGUCACCUCCGACUGUGACGCGCCCACGCAGACCAUUAUCAGCUACGUUCCCGGUCCCACGUCCGUCAUUGACACCGUCAUCCAGCGAUGGGUCACUGCCGGUAUCGUCACAAAUUACUACCAGACCACCGUCGAGGUCGACGCAUAUUGCCACUGGCCCGCAACCUGGCGCUCGCCCACCGUGGAUCGUCCGCCGCCGCCCACGUCGCGGCCCACCAACUGCGACGGUUGCCGGCCCUGGUACACAAGCAGCAGCUGGGUCUACACGCGGCCGAGCAGAACGCCGACGCGGCCCCACACGAUCCCGCCCAAGUCGACGACGUCACGCCACCGCAACCCGCCGCCCCCGUCGUCCACUCGUCAUAAUGACCCGCCUCCGUCGUCAACUUGGCACAACGACCCGCCUCCAUCCUCGACGCGCCACAACGAUCCGCCUCCAUCAUCUACCCGGCACAAUGAUCCUCCCCCGUCGUCAACCAGGCACAGCGACCCCCCUCCAUCAUCCACGCGUCACAACGAUCCUCCACCGUCAUCCACACGCCAUAAUGACCCACCUCCAUCGUCAACGCGACACAACGAUCCACCGCCAUCAUCUACUCGGCAUAAUGACCCCCCUCCGUCGUCAACACGCCACAACGACCCGCCUCCGUCAUCUACCCGGCACGAAGAUCCGCCUCCGUCAUCUACCCGACACAAUGAUCCUCCUCCGUCAUCAACUCGCCAUAAUGACCCCCCGCCGUCGUCGACACGCCACAACGAUCCUCCUCCGCCCGACCCGCCCCACACGAACCCGACCACCCGUCAGCCAGAUCCCCCUCGAUCAACGUCGCAGCCAGGCAAUGGAGGCAACAAUGGAGGAGGCAGGGGCGGCGGCAACAACGGAGGAGGCAACAACGGAGGCAACAACGGAGGCAACAAUGGAGGCAACAACGGAGGUGGAAACAACGGAGGGAACAACGGGGGUAAUAGGGGCGGUGAGAAUGGCGGCGGCCAUAAUGGCGGUAACGAAGGCGGGAACAACGGUGGAAACAAUGGAGGUAACAGGGGUGGAGGAGCUGGCGGGAACAACGGAGGCAACAACGGGGGUAACAACGGGGGUAACAAUGGAGGGAACAGGGGCGGAGGAGGUGGCGGGAACAACGGAGGCAACAACGGAGGGAAUAAUGGCGGUAACAGGGGAGGCGGCAACGGAGGCAACAAUGGUGGCAACAACGGAGGGAACAACGGAGGGAACAACGGUGGAAACAAUGGAGGGAACAGGGGUGGAGGAGGUGGAGGGAAAAAUGGACGCGGUGAAGGCGGCAAUAACGGCGGCGGCAACAACGGUGGUAACAGAGGAGGUGGCGGAGGCGGCAAUAACGGCGGCAGCAACAACGGCGGUAACAGAGGAGGCGGCGGCGGCGGCGGCAACAAUGGCGGCAACAGAGGAGGCGGCGGAAACAACGGCGGAGGUAACAAUGGUGGUGGACGGGGUGGUGGCGGCGGCGGCAACAACGGCGGCGGAAACAACGGCGGUAACAGAGGAGGCGGCGGCGGUAACAAUGGCGGUGGACGGGGUGGCGGCGGCGGUCACAGGCCGGAUGCCACCGAGGGCGUCGACAGCGUGCCCCAAAGCACGCCGGCGCCUGCUCUGGCUCGGCGCACCCUUCUCAAGAUCCAGGAUGUGACGAGCACUGUCGUCGAGACGACGUACACGGCCACCGUCACCGUCACGUCCACGGCCGAGACGCCGACGAGCACCGAGGACAACUUCUACACCGUCACGAGCACCUUUGAGCCGCCGGCAGAAACGGUCUGCGACGACGACGACGACGUGCCGACAGUCACGUACUUUUACCAGGGCCCUGCGCAGACGCAGUACCAUGUGCACUACGAGACGUACAACACGUGGGCCACGGUCUGGGUCGGGCAGACGCAGACCUACACGUACACGGACCGCGACGCGAUGACGCAGUGCUGGCAGGGUGGCGGACGAUACGGCGUGUAG